GAGCCGACGCUGCCGCCGCAGUCCUCGCGGCUGCUAUGACCAGCGGGCGAGGCGCCCUCCGCAGCUCCGCGCAGCGCUAGUGGCGGCCGUGCGCCCGCCGUCGCCGUCCGGGCCCGCCGCGCAGCCGCGCCCGCGGCUCCCCCGGCUCCCCCCGCGCCGCCCGCGAGCGAGGCGGAGGUAGCAUGAAGAUGACGGUGGAUUUCGAGGAGUGUCUGAGGGACUCGCCCCGCUUCAGGGCUGCUUUGGAAGAAGUAGAAGGAGAUGUGGCAGAAUUGGAACUAAAGCUUGAUAAGCUUGUGAAGCUUUGUAUUGCGAUGAUUGAUACAGGAAAAGCUUUUUGUGUUGCAAAUAAGCAGUUCAUGAAUGGGAUUCGAGACCUGGCACAGUAUUCUAGUAAAGAUGCUGUAGUUGAGACAAGUUUGACUAAGUUUUCUGACAGUCUUCAAGAAAUGAUAAAUUUUCACACAAUCCUAUUUGACCAAACUCAGAGAUCAAUUAAGGCACAACUUCAAAACUUUGUUAAAGAAGAUCUUAGAAAAUUCAAAGAUGCCAAGAAGCAAUUUGAAAAAGUCAGUGAAGAAAAAGAAAAUGCAUUAGUAAAAAAUGCUCAAGUACAAAGAAAUAAACAGCAUGAAGUUGAAGAAGCCACAAACAUUCUCACAGCAACAAGAAAAUGUUUUCGACACAUAGCCCUUGACUAUGUACUACAGAUUAAUGUUCUUCAAUCAAAAAGGAGAUCAGAAAUUCUAAAAUCAAUGUUAUCCUUUAUGUAUGCCCAUUUGGCCUUUUUUCAUCAAGGAUAUGAUCUAUUUAGUGAACUUGGGCCCUACAUGAAGGAUCUUGGUGCACAGCUGGAUCAACUUGUUGUGGAUGCAGCAAAGGAGAAAAGAGAGAUGGAGCAAAAACAUUCCACCAUUCAACAAAAGGAUUUCUCCAGUGAUGAUUCUAAGUUAGAAUAUAAUGUAGAUACUGCAAAUGGCAUUGUUAUGGAAGGAUAUCUGUUCAAACGAGCUAGCAAUGCCUUCAAAACUUGGAACAGACGCUGGUUUUCAAUACAGAACAAUCAGUUGGUUUACCAGAAAAAGUUUAAGGAUAACCCCACUGUGGUAGUGGAAGAUUUAAGGCUCUGCACAGUGAAACAUUGUGAAGACAUAGAAAGACGAUUCUGCUUUGAGGUGGUCUCUCCAACAAAAAGUUGUAUGCUUCAGGCAGACUCUGAAAAGCUGCGCCAAGCAUGGAUUAAGGCUGUUCAAACCAGUAUUGCUACUGCUUAUAGAGAGAAGGGUGAUGAAUCAGAGAAGCUAGAUAAGAAAUCAUCACCAUCCACAGGAAGCCUGGAUUCUGGAAAUGAGUCAAAAGAUAAAUUAUUGAAAGGGGAAAGUGCCCUGCAGCGAGUCCAGUGUAUACCUGGCAAUGCCAGCUGUUGUGACUGCGGUCUGGCAGACCCACGGUGGGCCAGCAUCAACCUGGGCAUCACCCUGUGUAUCGAGUGCUCUGGGAUUCACCGGAGUCUUGGAGUUCACUUUUCAAAAGUGCGAUCUUUAACUUUAGACACCUGGGAGCCUGAACUUUUAAAGCUUAUGUGUGAGUUGGGGAAUGAUGUUAUAAAUAGAGUUUAUGAAGCUAAAGUGGAAAAAAUGGGGAUCAAGAAACCACAACCAGGACAAAGACAGGAGAAAGAGGCAUAUAUCAGAGCAAAAUAUGUGGAGAGAAAAUUUGUGGAUAAAUAUUCUAUAUCAUCAUCACCUCCUGAGCAGGAAAAAAAGAUUGUCUCCAAAAGUUGUGAAGAAAAGAGGCUGAGUGUUUCUAAACUUGGGCCAACUGACCAAGUCAGAGCAUCUUCUCUAAGUUCAGUCAAAAGUAAUGACAGUGGAAUCCAGCAGAGCUCUGAUGAUGGAAGAGAAUCUUUACCCUCCACAGUGUCAGCCAAUAGUUUAUAUGAGCCUGAGGGAGAAAGGCAAGAUUCUUCUGUGUUUCUCGACUCUAAACAUCUUAAUCCAGGACUUCAGCUUUAUAGGGCUUCAUAUGAAAAAAAUCUUCCUAAAAUGGCUGAGGCUUUGGCUCAUGGUGCAGAUGUGAACUGGGCUAAUUCAGAGGAAAACAAAGGAACGCCACUUAUUCAGGCUGUAUUAGGGGGCUCUUUGGUGACAUGCGAGUUUCUCCUGCAGAAUGGUGCUAAUGUGAACCAAAGAGAUGUACAAGGGCGGGGGCCACUGCACCAUGCCACUGUCUUGGGGCAUACUGGGCAGGUAUGUUUAUUCUUAAAACGAGGUGCCAAUCAACAUGCUACUGAUGAAGAAGGGAAAGACCCUUUGAGCAUAGCUGUGGAAGCAGCCAAUGCUGAUAUAGUGACAUUGUUACGUUUAGCAAGAAUGAAUGAAGAGAUGCGGGAAUCAGAAGGACUUUAUGGACAGCCAGGUGAUGAAACUUACCAGGACAUUUUUCGUGAUUUUUCCCAAAUGGCAUCCAAUAAUCCAGAGAAACUAAACCGUUUCCAGCAAGAUUCACAGAAAUUCUGAAUGUUUCUUAGAAGAAGGGGAAAAUACUAAAUUUGAUGAUCCCUUAGCAUGUACAUCUGAAAACUCAAAUUCUUUCUGCUUUAAUUCUACUUUUUUAAUUUUAGUAGACACUGAGUGAUUUAGAAAAAAGGUACCCAUUUUCGAUAUUUUUAUAAGUAAAAAUACAGAUCUCUAGUAGUUGGGAAAGGAGCUUAUUUUAGAAUCUUUUUUACUAAAAAUAACCUUUUUUUUAAAGGGCUGUGUUAGCUAGAUUUAGGCCCUCCGUAGAUCAUAAGAUGCUAAGAGUUUAGACAAUAUUUCUUCUUUUGCCAGUGGAUGGUAGCAUUGAAUUUUUUUCUGUUAUUCGGUCAAGCAUGUCUGCAUCAAGUGGGAGCCUCCUGACUAUCCCACUGGCCUUGAGAGGAUGUCUUUUCUUUAACUUCCCUGAUCAUUUUUGGUGGUGCAGGAAGAUUUUGUGUUUUUAUUUUUUGUAGCUUAGCUAUUAGUAGACAUGAAAUUUAAUUGUUAGAACUAGAGAAUAUGUUUCCCCCAUUUGCUCAUUGAUGCAGUUAUGCUCCUUAGCUGCCUGGUUAUUGUCCAGUACUUUUACAUUCAUACAAUGGUUGUAUAGGUAGACAUAAUUCAGCCCUUUAGAUUUGUUCCAAAUAUAUGAAGUGAAAAGAAGCCCUUUAAUUUUAAAGAAAAUCAAAAUAAUCUCACUUAUAGAAGUUGUAGUUCUUUGUUGUUGGGCUGAUUUUCUAAAAUCUUGACAAAUUUAUUGAUGUAAAUAAAACUGUUUUAAAGGUUACUUGAAUGUUGCAAAAUUAUGCUUUCAUCAAAAUGUAACUUUCAAAGGAAAAGUUGAUUUAUAAAAUAAUGGAGAGCAUUUUUAUAUUUGAAAUUUAUUUCAAGAUACAUUUUUACUGUUGCUCCUAGUGAAAGAAAGACCACAUUUUUCUUCAUUUAUACUAAGAUAUACAGCAAUAAAUUGCUUUUUAAUUUUUCCAAUAUCCUGUGUACUUCUUGUACACAGUGUAUAUAUUUUCAAAUUAAACAUAGCAUCUAUAUAGUUUUACUAUUUGGUUAUAUGAAUCAUAGGCCCUUGAAUUGCAAAAUAUUAUACUUUUUUAAUCAUAUAUACUACAGUUAAUCUGAUUCCAUCUUUGACAUCUUGUGAGGUGUAUAAAAUACUGAAGUAUUUGCUUUAUGGCUUCAUUCUAAUAUUAUCAACAGUGAAAUUUAAUCUUUUAAAGUUAUAUGCAUAACAUUAUUACUUCUCAGUUUCUAAAUAAGAGAGAUUUAAAAGUUUUGUUGGCUAAUACAUUGAGAAAUUACAUUUUUCUCUUAUAAGUAGAUUUUUGUAAAUGAGCAUCAAAUCAGAAUCUGGCUAAACAUCAAUUAUACUGAGAUAUAUUUACAUUACAGAAAAUGUUCCAUAUUUGGCCAAAUUGCAUCAAUAUAAUGCUUAUUUAGUAAUAAUCACUGCUUAUUAGAUAAGGAUAAAAUAUGUGAAUUAUUUCUAAGGAAAUGCUAACUUUGAAAGCCUUAUACUUUACAACAAUAACUGGAACAUUAAAUCUUUCCUGUGUCACCUUAGAGUCAUGUGGCUUUAAAAAGUCUGAUCUGUGACAUUUUUAUUAGCAUACACUUUGAAAUGAAUGAUCUAAAAAAUUCAAGGAUAAGGAAAUAUAUUAAAAACAAGCCAACAAAUAGAAAAAGAAGAGAGAACCUCACUUUACCUUUAUAGUGCCUAUUCCCGUUUUAAUCCUAGGACUUUAUGCCUAAUGCUCCUAACCUUUAUCCUAGGAAACCUAGGCAGUUCUUUUGGAUCCAGCCAUUGGUGCUUCAGAUCACCUCUGGGAUCUCUGACUGUAAAGGCAAUUCCAUUUGACACUCAUACCUCCUAUAGCUUUAAUCAUGAGUUGUUAAUGUGGAAGUAAUUAGUAUCUACAGAAAUGUAAUAUUUAGAGAUGUAUUGGAAGUGCACUAAAGAGGAUCAUGGUUCUGAAUAUCUUCAGAAAAAGGCAAAUCUUUAACAGUACAGGAAGACUGACAAUACAAAAAUACAUUUCUGUGGCAGAAUUUCUUGAAUAAGCUAAAACCCAACUUGAAUUAAAUUUGGCAGAAAGAAUAAGCAGCAAGGCUUUAAAAGUAAGCUUGUAGGUAGUAGUUACAAAGUAGUUUAGUUCUUAUCAAGGUGAAUUUAGCUGUGGCAACUAGUAGCUUUUAUUUAGUAUGUAACAAAUCUGAGUUUCAUUGUGCUGUGAAUUAUUCAAUGCAUUAUGAGAAAUUACAGUGUAAACAUUGUCUAUCAUAUUCUUAGGCUUCAUAAAUCAAUGUGAUUGCCAAUUUUUUUCUAUCCCUAACUGAUCAUUGUUUCUGAUUUCUUAUCAUUAUUCUGUUAGCUCAUUAUCAUUAGCUCAUAACUUAAAAUUUAGACUAAUACCAAUAAAAGAAUAGCAGUACUAUGAAGAGCUCAUAAAAAUGGAAUUUCAUGUUAGAACUAGACUAAGGGUAAUUGGGUAGUUCAUGUUAGACCUAGACUAAGGGUAAUUGAGUAUUUACCAUAUUUCAUUGUAACAAUAUGUUUAAUAUUUCUGAGGUCUGAAAAAUUAACUUUGGUACAAACCUUAGAAAUGGUGAAAUUUGCAGUGAUUCACUAUAUUACAUUGGCUUGCCUAUAUUGAUCUUUACUGUAAACUUGUGUUUACUUUCCAAAACAUACAGAUUUAAUUCGGCAUAUGUGCUUUGGUUCUUCAUGAGUACAUUUUGGGAAAAAAAAUUGUAUCUUCACAGUCUGGACCAUAAAAGUUUGUGAUAUAUUAUAUUAAGCAGUAUUUUAAAAACAUAAUCUUAGACAUGUAAGGUGUAAACCAAAUUGUAUUUAAGACUAAAUUUAUUACCCAUAUUGAAUAAUAAUACAUUCCCAUAUCACUCUUAAUAUUGUCAAACUAACUUUUCUGUUUGAUAGCACUUUUGAUCAUAGAUAUGAGCUGGAAAAACGAUAUAUUUUUAUAGAACUGUAACUGCAGAAUAUCUUCAGACCUGUGUGAUAGAGUGGAAGGAGCACUGAUAAGUAGUUACUACCCUUUUUAGAUUCAAAGUUACUCACAAAUAAAGAGUGGACUGGAACAAGGCGAAAUGGUAACAUCACUUUGUAUACUAUUCUGCUGCUCACGGUGUACUCUGAAAUACUUUAUGUCAGUUGAUUCUCCUAGUAGGACUCAUGAGAUCUUAAUCUAAGAGUUACAGCAUUGUCUUUUCAAUGAUCUUAGGUUACUCCCUUGUUUUAUGAGGGAGUCCCUUUGUUUGCUGGUUGGGGGCAGAGUUAACACAGAACACCUGUCUGACUGACUGCUAUUCAGAGGCACUUUGGUUAUAUCAUGAAAUGAUUUGAAAUCAUAGAAUAGCAGCAAAAUCUAAUAAUGACUGCCAGCUUUCCUUGUGUUUUGAUAACAGAGACUCCAAAUAUUUCGGAGAAUCUGCAUAUGAAAUUACCUUGAAGGAAUAAAUUUAGGAUUUGAAGAUAUUACAUUAUAGAAAAUUAUAUUUUUGUAAUAACAUUAAUGAAAACAAAACAUUAUAAAGAUAAUUUUAAUUCACCAUAUGUUCAUCAACUUCUUGAUGUUUCCAAAUGAAACACAAUGUGGCUGAAUCCCGACAUCCAUUCUUUUUUGUUUACAUAAAUAUAUAGACUUUAAUGAGGUAAUGAGAAGAGAGAAGCAAUGUUUGAUUAAACUUUUCUGCAUUGAUCUUUUCACUAUCUUAUGUUCUAGAUUUUCUUAUUUUUCCUUGGAUGUUAAUUUUAAACAGGGAAAGCUCGCUGCAUUAUAAAGAUUGUCAGCACAAUUUAUUUUACAUAAAGGCUGAAGGUUAAUGUUUGAAAUGAUGAGCUACUUUUCUAUAUAUGUUUACUUGUGCUUUGUGAUACUUCUGGAUCAUUCCAGUCAUAAAGACUUAUUACAUGUAAUAUUUCUUGCUACCUGUGAAAUGGUAUAUUUGAAAGAAUGUAUAACCAACACUCCAUUUACUUUUUAGUAGUAUGUAGAGGAUUUGUAUCUAAUUCAUGUAGUUUUACUGUAGUUUGUCAUUGUAAAUGGAACAAAGUACAUUAUCUUUACAGUUAUCCUAAAAUGUACAUUAUGUAAGAAUUGUAAAUAUUAUACUUGAUUAAAUCUUUGUAUGCUGAAAAAUUAUAAGAAGUCAAUAAAAAUCUUACCUCUGGUAUAGUUCUUUUAUGUUCAGACUUCUACUUUAUUAUGAACUACAGCUAUGUGAACUAACAGGUAUGUUAAUAGACAUACCUGUUAACUGUCAUGCUUAAAGUCCUCUAUUUCCAGACUGAUCCUGUAUGCUGAUUGCUGCAAUCAAGACAUCCAUUUAGAUCUUUUUAAUAUUUUCUUCUGUCUUAUCACAGAGCUGUAUGGCUCCCAAUUCAUUACCUUUUAAAA
Messenger RNA from Talpa occidentalis (Iberian mole), 6949 nucleotides. RefSeq names its product ArfGAP with coiled-coil, ankyrin repeat and PH domains 2 (gene ACAP2). Gene Ontology annotation, molecular function: GTPase activator activity; protein binding. The coding region runs from base 183 to 2519 and encodes 778 amino acids. Gene Ontology annotation, cellular component: cytoplasm; endosome membrane. The record is from RefSeq and is a predicted model, not a curated record. Lineage: Eukaryota; Metazoa; Chordata; Mammalia; Eulipotyphla; Talpidae. The transcript has 23 exons.